Molecule: messenger RNA, 1341 nt
Organism: Perca fluviatilis (European perch)
Lineage: Eukaryota; Metazoa; Chordata; Actinopteri; Perciformes; Percidae
Product: phosphatidylcholine transfer protein
Exons: 6
Coding region: 49-690 (213 amino acids)
Molecular function (GO): phosphatidylcholine binding; phosphatidylcholine intramembrane carrier activity
Source: RefSeq, a predicted model, not a curated record
UGACGCUCUGUGCCUUGUGACAGGUCAAGUGUUGUGAGAGGAGCCGUCAUGUCGCUGCAGUUUACGGAUGAAGAGUUCAGGAGCGCGUGGAGGGAGCUGGAUGAGCCGCAGCUGGAGGAAGGAUGGAAGCUCUUCACCGAGACGAUGGGAGUCAAAAUCUACCGGCUUCAGGACAAGGAAACUGGACUUUAUGAGUACAAAGUCUUUGGUGUGCUCAGCACCUGCACUGCAGAGCUGUGUGCAGAUGUCUACAUGGACUUGGCGUAUCGGAAACAUUGGGAUACAUAUGUCAAAGAGCUCUAUGAGAAGGACUUCAAUGGACAGACUGCAAUCUACUGGGAAGUAAAAUACCCGUUUCCUCUGUCAAACAGAGACUAUGUGUACGUGAGGGAGCGGAGAGACCUUGAAGUGGAUGGCAGGAAGAUCUGGGUUAUCCUGGCCAGAAGUGCGCCACAGACACCGUGUGCAGAAAAGAGCGGCGUGCUGCGGGUCAAAGACUACAAACAGAGCGUCGCCUUGGAGAGCGAUGGAGGCUGUGGAACUAAAGUUUUCAUGAAUUACUUUGACAACCCUGGUGGCAUGAUUCCUACCUGGCUGGUGAACUGGGCAGCGAGCACUGGGGUUCCAGGUUUCUUAACAGACAUGCAGAAGGCCUGCAGCAAUUACAGCAACUUCUGCCAGAAGAAAUGAACUGCAAUUGGCUCAUGCACAAGGGCUCAGUUUUACGUUCCUUGUUUUAGUUUUGGGAGGUACUCUGACGCUGUGGGAUCAAAUUUGACUUUUCUGAAUGCGGUGAAUGUGGCACGGUGUGGGCUGCUAUACUUGUCAUUGUAGCAGGCUGUUGACUCAGGCAUGACGUGCAUGACCGGCUGUUCUCAUUACUAGGCUGGUGUGAAAUCAAUUCUGUUUCAUUGUACUGUAUUAAUCAAUACUGUAUUGUCUUUUCUGUGCAAUCACUGUAAGCUUCAAGUCCCCCCAGGAUUUCGGAGCUUUCAUUGGCUAUUUAAGCCUUUUUUUAAAUAAAUUGUUUAUACAAAACACUGUAUUACUUUUCGGCCUAUAUGGUGAAACAAUGAUUAGUUCAAACUAAAGCUUCUUUCAUAGGAUUUCAUUGUUUUAAAUGUGUUUACUGUACUGUAAAUAUGACAGAUGCAACAUACAGUCAUUUGAUUUAUGUACUUUAAUUUUGGUAACAUUGGAAUCAUUCAUUAAUUAUAAUGAAGUGAAAAUGACAAAUCUGUACUUCUGGAGGAAUGUUUGCUUCUUGUGAUUUUCUUGUCAUUUCCAAGGGUUCAUUACUUAUGUAAAGGCCAUGUUAUGAUUAUAUAUAUAUAUAUAUAU